Molecule: messenger RNA, 957 nt
Organism: Andrographis paniculata
Lineage: Eukaryota; Viridiplantae; Streptophyta; Magnoliopsida; Lamiales; Acanthaceae
Product: salicylic acid-binding protein 2-like
Exons: 3
Coding region: 33-740 (235 amino acids)
Biological process (GO): salicylic acid metabolic process; jasmonic acid metabolic process
Molecular function (GO): methyl jasmonate esterase activity; methyl indole-3-acetate esterase activity; methyl salicylate esterase activity
Source: RefSeq, a predicted model, not a curated record
AGAGGCAGUCAGGCAAGAAGCUUGAAAUCGCCAUGGAUUCUGGAAAGAAGCAGCAGCAGCCGCACAUUGUUCUGGUCCACGGCGCCGGCCACGGCGCCUGGACCUGGUACAAGCUGAAGCCGCUCCUGGAGGCGGCGGGCCACCGCGUCACCGCCUUUGACCUGGCGGCCACCGGCACCGACCUGAGGCGCCUGCAGGACCUUUGCUCCUUCGACGACUACAACCAGCCGUUGCUGGAGAUUCUGGCGGCGAUCCCGCCGCCGGAGAAGGUGGUCCUGGUCGGGCACAGCCUCGGCGGGGUGAACUUGGCGGCGGCGAUGGAGAGGUACCCCGACAGUAUCUCCGUGGCGGUUUUCGUGACGGCUUUCUUGCCUGAUUUGGAACAUAAGCCUUCCUACGUCAUGGAACAGUUUGUGGAGAGAAUUCCAGCAGAGAAUUGGGAGGAUACACAAUUCUCACCUGCCCGCCCGCCAGAAAGUCCCUUAAGUUCAAUGACUUUUGGUCCUAAAUUCAUCUCCGACAGGCUCUACAAUUUAAGUCCUCCAGAGUUAGGAUGUGGCAUUGGGAACAAUUCUGAUAAGGCCAAGCUCUUUGUUCCUCGAAGAUCUGUCCCAAAUGGAACCACUCUCAAAAGAAAGGUUUGGAGCAGUCAAGAAAGUGUACAUUGUGUGCGGACAGGACAUCGGCAUUCCGGCCUCCUUCCAGCGUUGGAUGAUCGAGGCCAAUGGAGGAGUGGAUGAAGUCGUUGAAAUUGCCGAGGCUGACCACAUGGCCAUGUUGUCCACGCCUCGACAGCUUUCCGAAUCUCUUACCAAGAUUGCUGCCGAGUAUCAUUGAUUAGACUAAGGUUGCAAUUGCAAUCAAUGCAAUAUAUGUAUCUUAUAAUGUAAUGUAAUGAAUUUGAUAUACUUUUAUUUAUGGAUACAUUAUUGGCUAUGGCCUUUUUUCUUUCUUCAA